This is a messenger RNA of Phodopus roborovskii (desert hamster), 783 nucleotides long. It is a transcript of the gene Pcbd1, whose product is annotated as pterin-4 alpha-carbinolamine dehydratase 1. The coding region runs from base 57 to 371 and encodes 104 amino acids. Lineage: Eukaryota; Metazoa; Chordata; Mammalia; Rodentia; Cricetidae. The record is from RefSeq and is a predicted model, not a curated record. The transcript is spliced from 4 exons. Gene Ontology annotation, biological process: tetrahydrobiopterin biosynthetic process. Gene Ontology annotation, molecular function: 4-alpha-hydroxytetrahydrobiopterin dehydratase activity.
CCUGCUGGCUGUUUCUCCCUCUGUGCGGCCACCUGCUACUGCUACCCGCCCUGGACAUGGCUGGCAAGGCACACAGAUUGAGUGCAGAGGAGCGGGACCAGCUGCUGCCAAAUCUGAGGGCUGUGGGGUGGAAUGAACUAGAAGGCCGAGAUGCCAUCUUCAAGCAGUUCCAUUUUAAAGACUUCAACAGGGCUUUUGGCUUCAUGACACGAGUGGCCCUGCAAGCCGAAAAGCUGGACCACCAUCCUGAGUGGUUUAAUGUGUACAACAAGGUCCAUAUCACCUUGAGCACCCAUGAGUGUGCUGGUCUUUCAGAACGGGACAUAAACCUGGCCAGCUUCAUCGAGCAAGUUGCUGUGUCUAUGACAUAGAUCUGCCCCUUUUCAUAUUUCCUGGGGAGGAGUGACCCAACAAGGAUCCUAAGAAGGAAACAGGAGGCUGGUCCUUGGUCGCCUCCAUUUAGGGAUGAGUCCCUGUGCAGAAAGAUGUAGGUGUCGAUGUCAACAGCAGGAACUGAGACCUUUUCCUGUGUCACUCUCCUCAUUAGGGCUCUGCCAUGUUACACUAAGUUGAAUAAGGUCUUCAUUUUCUCCAUAGGCUUCCCAGAAGCAGUAAUGCUCUUUCCAGGCUGUAUCUUGCUCCUUUUCUACCCUUUCUAGUUCAUUUUUCCAAGUAGCUGUGUUAAAGCAUGACAUAAAGUUCAAUCUCAGACCCCACAACUAAACAGAACCCACUAUAUUAUGGAAAUAUGCUUUUAUGCCUCCAAUAAAACUAUGCUAUCAA